UAGAAAUCAUGCACAGUUGGAAACCUUUGUGUCAUAAGCCCUUGAUGAACGAUUACUUGUAUGAGCUUGGCUUAGCCGCUGUCCUGGUGGGACUUCAUUCAGGCAAUAGAACAUGCAGGCCCUCUCAUGCAUGCUGCAUUUUUGAACUUUCUAAGACCAGAAUGAUCAUGCUGAAGGUAGAAGAAUGAAGCAGAUGUGUUGACUGUUGAUUAUGGACUCAAACUAGCACAUGCAUCGUGCAUGCUGCAGCCCAUACUAAACUAAUGCAAGUUCAUCUAUUUAUGAAACCCCCUUCAGCAUGGAAAAAUCCAUCUCAGAAAAAUCAAACACAAUCGGCCUCAUUCACCUAAUUUUGAUAGACAAAUGGCAGCUUCUCAUCUCAUGCUUCCUUGUGUCACUGCUUCUCUAGUUCUGUUGUUCGUCCCUCGCUUCUUACCAAUUGUCCAGCCACAAACCAUUGGAAAUUCACAAACAGGUCCUACUGUUAGCGAAUGUGUGCCUCGCCUGCUGUCGUUGGCUCCCUGUGAAGCAUUUGUGCAAGGCACAUCGGCAUCACCUCCUCAGACAUGUUGCUACAACCUCAGACAAGUCUACAACCAGGAACUUAGCUGCCUCUGUCUCAUGGUGAAUGACUCUUCCAUAAGUGCUUUUCCUAUCAAUAGAACACUAGCCCUUCAGUUGCCAGUCCUCUGUAAUCUUCAAGGAGGCUUAUCUGCUUGUUCAGCUGGAGACAUAGCUGUACCCUUCCCUCCUAGUUCACCAACUUCUCAAGUUUCAUUCGGGACAAAAACAAAUGCUACUGUUGCUGCCUCUCCAAUGAUCACAGUAUCGCCAACGACUGGCAUCCUGGGAUCCAUCCCGCAUAGUGUAGCAAAUUUGAAUGCAAUAAAUCACUUGGUGGUUGCAUUGAUAGCUGAAAUGCUCUUGCUUGGGAUGACAUACACUUUAGAGGCUUGGAAUAUCAUGUUUCUUACAUUCUAAGCCUUGGGUCAGUUCAUAGUAAUUAGUUACUAUAUGUCGUAUAUCCAUUGCUAAAAUAAGUUCAGCACAGUUUAAUCUCAAUUAGCUUGUUGUUGUGGAACUUAUUAGCAGUUUGAUGUUGUAGCUUAAUUCUGUAGCUCUAUAAAUUCUUUAUAAGUAUCAAACUGCAAAAUCUUGUACAUUAAAGAAGCUCUUACCUCCUAUGCCAUCAUGCUAUGUAUAACUACCGAAAGCAAAACAUUGCAUAUUAAAGAAGCCCCAGGUUCAGACAGCAUUUUUCUCUGUAGGGUCAUCCCUUAUAACUGGAUUUGUCCCAAAACAAUAAAAGAUCUGGAUACAACAGCUUUCAAAGCAAAGUUGCUAUUUAAUUACUUGAAAGAAGAACUGAUCUUUUAAAGCUUGUGAUAUGGCACUAAUCCAGAAUAGCUAUCACUGACCAGUUGCACAACUAGUUCAGAGAUAGACGGACAACUAGAUGGAAAAAUUAGAUAAAGGACAGUUUGCAACCAUGUAUAAUUCUGAGGUAAUGUUGGCAGCAACAAACCUGAAAUAUAUGUUAUGUUCUCGUUUAGGAUGUAUCUUGAGAAUAAUAUGGGUGCUUGAUUUGGUGAUGCACCUAUCAUUGUAUGCACAAGAGAAACACUCUGCUUGUUUAUUAACAGACUAUGGCAUAAAUGCACCUUCAGCUUGAAUUGGUAGUUUUUAGCCUUAUGCACUCAGAUGACAAACUAAAAUUCUGAUACUUCUUUCAAGCCAUUGAAUCAACCACAUCUUUUGGUUUUUGGCCAGGAGAAGAUCAAGUCUUUGUGGGAGGCUUAAGCUUCAUCAGCCAAAAACAUAGGGCAGAAGUCAUUAUCAGUCCCCUCAAUCGGGUAUGGCUCGGCUUCACAAGAACUUCA
This is a messenger RNA of Coffea eugenioides, 1880 nucleotides long. Its product is annotated as protein YLS3. The record is from RefSeq and is a predicted model, not a curated record. The transcript is spliced from 3 exons. Lineage: Eukaryota; Viridiplantae; Streptophyta; Magnoliopsida; Gentianales; Rubiaceae. The coding region runs from base 364 to 981 and encodes 205 amino acids.